ACGGGUCUUAGAGUGGCGCGCACAUACGUUUCUUAGUAAUGCUCGCGCAUGCGCAUUGAGAAAGCCAAAGUGAAUUGUGCAAGCGGAGCGAUAUUUUGCGAAUUUUACACGAUAAGCCAAACAAGAAAAUAGCAAAUUUGUGAAAUUAUUUACACAUGUGCAAAAUAUUCAGCUUCAACGUUUAACUAACCGUACUAAACGACUUGCUAGAGUUGAGCAGAGCGCGCGCAUGCGUUGGCCGAAGUGUUGCAAGAUCAAGCGCUUAAAUUUAAAGGCGAAUUGUUCAAUCGUUAUAAAAAAUUAAAUAUUGUGAAUAAAUGCGACGAAUGAAAUAAAAAGUGUUUGAAAAGUAAAUAAUAGAAGAAAACAAAUUUAGUUAAUUUUUAAACUAAAAGAAAGAAAAAAGUGAUAUUUUAGUUAAAAUUAAAAAAAAAAACAAAUAUUUUUAAAGAAAAUAUUGCGUUGAAAAGAGCUCACCAAGUGUUAUACAGAGUACUUACGCUGUAUUUGCCUUCACUAUCAGACAAAGGAAGAACUGACAAACAAAGAAAUGCUAAAAAUCUGCAAAAUAAAUGCCUGUCCGAAUGGCACACUGGGCCUACACCUAAGUCGAGCGCCCUGGGAUCCCUAUCCGUGGGUGAGUGGCAUACAGGAGGGCUCCAGCGCGGAAGAAGCCGGCAUGCGCGUCGGCGAUACAGUGCUGGAGUUCAAUGGCAACGAUGUGCUGGGACAGAAAAUUUUUGAAAUUGCUACUAGAAUACGGGAACAUUGGCAGAGUGGUGCGACCGAUGUAAGCGUGGUGAUUUGGCGCAAUCAAACGGAGGAAGACAGCAGCUGCAGUGAGGACAAUGAUGAAGAUUAUGAGGAAGCGAAUGUAACGAACAGUAGUGAUAGUGAAACGAUGGUUUCGCAGGUGGAGGGGCAACGAAAGCGUGUGCAACGGGCGCAUCAACAGCAUUCCAGCAUUAAUCAGCAGUCACUGCAGAAGUUCGCCACAUGCCUGCAACACAUUGCCCAAUUAUUGGAGUGUCCUGUUUGCCUUGAGGUGAUUCGGCCACCUGGUUGGCAGUGCUGUAACGGACAUGUGUUGUGCAACAACUGCCGCAGUCGUUCGGUCAAAUGUCCGGUGUGUCGUGUGCCGUUAGGACCCAGAGGACGCUGCCUGCUCGCGGAUAAAUUAUUCACCGUGUUGGCUGAGAGUUUUCCCUGUGAUGGCGUUCGGAGCAGUCGAAAUUCCCCAAAGGAGAAGCGCAAAUGUUCACCUGAAUCCAAGGGGCGUCCCAGGGCGACCACGACAGCAAGAAUUCCACAAAAUGAAAACGAUCAGCAACACCCACAUCACCAACACCAACAACAACAGCAACAAAUCAAAGCCAAAGAAAUGCAACAGCAAGAUAAGAAGAAGGUCAAAACUGCUGUUGGUAGCCAAAAGAAUGCGUCGAAUGGAAAAGUUGCUGCCAAAGAAUGCACAGCAACACCAAAUGCUCACGCCGAGGCAGCACAACAAGUGAACAGCACGACUGACAAUUGCAAGGGCAACAACAAAAAGCCAGCAGAGACUGCAGGGGCUAAGGACGGCAGUUCAACUCAACGCUGUCACUGGCAAUGGCGGCGGAGUCGGGCGCGAGUUGGCAAAGAACAGCAGCAACAACAACAACAGCCGGCGAGUGAAGCAUCACAGCAAGUUUAUAAAAGUUACGCAGAUGAGCAAUUGUCCAUCACAGCGUCCAGGGCGGCGACAGCAUUGAGGAGGAUCCCACCAACGGCAAUGACGACGACGACGACGACAAAUGUCAGUUGUUGAAGAGUACAGUCCUAUAACUUAAGAGAACUUGCGCGGGGUUAAGGUGGUCGGGGGUGUUUGUGAUGCAUUUUGUGUAACCAACUGUGGGUUGGAUCGCGCGCGUGGUCGGGUGAGGGGCGUUGAAAGUAUUGCUGGGCGGUUGCAUGUGCGUGGUGUUGUGACGGAAGGAAAUGCGCUGGUCAACAAUGCGCUCGUUAAACUCAAGUUGGAGUCAAGUAAGAAAUCAGCAGAUAACACAAAACAAGGUACAAAAGUCACGAAAUGCUCAACAAAAACGAGCACCAGCCUGAGUGUAUGAAAGUAACAAUUUAAGUCGAAAACUAAAAGUUGAAAUAAAUAAAGUAAAAAAAGUGCAGAGCUGUUGCAGUUGCAAUGAUGAAGUUGCAAAUAGCAACAACAACAACAACAAUAAGUUCUGAAACUAAAAUAAAACAACAUUUAUAAUGCCCAGAUUAGCAGUUGUCGGCAUUAGGCGAGCCGAGCUGAGCCGAGCCGCGUGUGGCACGCCGUUGUGUUUUGCCGCUGGCAGCUACUGCUGGGGAUUAGCAACAAUAUCAAAAUUAUCAUUGUCCAACUGGGAAAUCAUGUGGCAUUUGGAACGUGCAACAUUCAGCACAUUGAAGUGUGGUGAAAAAGCGAACAAAACAAUGAGUGGCGCUGUGCUGGCAAAACAACAACAAUAAUGCUUGCAACAAAUUACGGCAAAUAACAGUAUUGUAACGACGGCACCACCAACAACAACAACAAGCUGAGACAACACAAUAUGUAGUAAGGCAAAAAUCUAGUAGUUGACACAGAGAUGUGGCAACAUACUUUUAGGUACAGUGUGUCAAAAUUGCUUUGAAACUGGCUUAGGUAUUGACUUAUGUGUAUAGUUUAUUUAUAGCACGCCUCCAAUGAUACAUACUUGAUACUUUUUAUCAAAAUUCUGAAAUUUAAGAAGCUGAAAUAUUUUUUUGGAAAAUUUUUGCUUAAUGGCACUAACAAAACUUGUUAUGUAACUAGUUAUGAACUAGUUAUUUAUGUA
Bactrocera dorsalis (oriental fruit fly) is the source of this 2831-nucleotide messenger RNA. RefSeq lists its product as uncharacterized. The coding region runs from base 551 to 1804 and encodes 417 amino acids. Lineage: Eukaryota; Metazoa; Arthropoda; Insecta; Diptera; Tephritidae. The record is from RefSeq and is a predicted model, not a curated record. Gene Ontology annotation, cellular component: cytoplasm. The transcript is spliced from 5 exons. Gene Ontology annotation, molecular function: ubiquitin protein ligase activity; protein binding.